AUGACAACCACGUUCUGUGAAAUGAGAAUGAUUUUAGUGUUAACGUUAUCUCAAAUAUUUCAAGUAGUGGACAGAUCACAAAAAGAUGGUUCGGAUCUAGCUGUUUUAGAGAUCGAUUUGCCAUCCAUUAAAACAAAGAAACGUGAAAAUUUUCUUGGAAUUUUCCAAAAUAUCUUUCAAACCGAAAGAAUUGAUGAUAAACUAUUCAUCAAAUCAGAAGUUCAUUCUUCAUUAAUGAUUUCAAUUAAACAACAACUUCCAAAUUGGUGGAUACAAAUUGAUAACAAAUCAGUUGUUAAUGGCAAUGAAUUCCGACCCGAUGUAGGAGGAUGGAACCCAUGA
Molecule: messenger RNA, 342 nt
Organism: Funneliformis mosseae
Lineage: Eukaryota; Fungi; Glomeromycota; Glomeromycetes; Glomerales; Glomeraceae
Source: the annotation of a GenBank genome assembly